Messenger RNA from Alosa alosa (allis shad), 1435 nucleotides. RefSeq lists its product as uncharacterized. The transcript is spliced from 3 exons. Lineage: Eukaryota; Metazoa; Chordata; Actinopteri; Clupeiformes; Clupeidae. Bases 24 to 1349 code for a protein of 441 amino acids. The record is from RefSeq and is a predicted model, not a curated record.
UGACAUGGAAAGCAGGUGAAGAUAUGGCCUCGUCCAAAAUGUCCUCCAGCUCUUAUGCCAGUAGUCGCCCACGUAGCUCUCUGGAUCCUUCCAGACCUAAUACUGCAACUUGGGAUCGAGACACCACGUCCCCUUCACGUGCAUUUAGUGAAGUUGCAGAUCUCUUCACUCGAGUCAUGACUUUCCAAGUAAUGGACAUGGUUGAUUCCGAGCUAAAGAGACAUGCCCAGGUUAGGUUGUCAUCCCCUGACAAAGAGAAAAGUGUCACUGAGGGAGAAGUUCCCCAUCUGGUUGAUGCAGUCCCAGGUCACUAUGGCGGGCUGUUUUCUGGAUUGAUCAAGAGGUUCUUGUCAGAAUUGUGCUAUUCUGAAUCUGCUCCCUCUAAUGCAGAGGACAAUGUCAGAGGCACACCGUCAUCCCCCAGGAGCCAGAGCACACGAUCUGGCACUGCAAGCUGUGAGUCAAAGUCUGCCUCACAAAAACUUAAAAACGUGUUAGGGCUGUUCACCAGGCUGAUGGUUAGCCAAGUAAUGGAUAUCGUUCAGGUGGAGUCGACAGUGGAACUGGAGCAGCCUCAUAGCUCAGCAAGCAGACCAUCAAGCUCUAAAUUCUCUGAUCAGCUCACCAGUUUGCACUCAGAUGCCAUCACUGAUGGAGACAUAACUGCGUGUUCUUCCCCUGUGGCCUCUGUGGUUGGUUCGGGCAGCAGUGACAAUGGCUGCUUGGUCACUGUUCUAAUGCUAAGACUGUUGGCCAAACUCAGAGAUCAACCAACUGCUUCUGCUGACGUGAUGGACUCCUCCAGGGAGUUGAUUGAGAAAAUCCUCUCUGAGUUCAGCAGCCAUUCAGGAAGUCUAAACUUCUACACUUAUCCGGGCAACGUAAAGAUUCAGGCAAUGUACCAAACCAUGGAUAAGUUCCUCCUGAAGGAGUUUGGACCAGAGGCUGUCCUGCAGAGAGCAGUGGAGACACAGGAUGUGUCCUUUGAUAACAUCUUGCUCACAGCACUGAGAAGGGAACUGCUUCCCCAGGGUGAUGCUGAAGCCACUUCUGUCCCAUCAGCCCAUAGUGCUUCACCCUCUCUUCAGUCAGUCCCUGCUGUAGAUGAAGGGCAAACAAGCAGGACUACCCUAAAGACACCCAAACUGAGCUUAAAAAUUAAGAUGCCAAAAAGAGGCUGCAAGAAAGUGUCUCCCACCAAUGGCUUUUCUGCUGAUCAACAUCCAGAGGCCACUGCCCCUCAGUCUCCAUCUGAUGCUGCCACUGCAGCUUCUGGACAGAGGACUCGUAAGCGCUUCUCUUUCAUCAGGAUGUUCACUUGCUGCAUUCAAGGCUCAUCUGAACCUUGAACAAUCAGCUGCCCCACUCCUUACACACACACAUGCACACACACAUCAACCUAUUUCACCUGAUUUCAAUAAAAACUUUGCAUUCA